Messenger RNA from Alternaria incomplexa, 549 nucleotides. RefSeq lists its product as uncharacterized. The record is from RefSeq and is a predicted model, not a curated record. The coding region runs from base 1 to 549 and encodes 182 amino acids. The transcript has 4 exons. Gene Ontology annotation, molecular function: flavin-dependent sulfhydryl oxidase activity; flavin adenine dinucleotide binding. Lineage: Eukaryota; Fungi; Ascomycota; Dothideomycetes; Pleosporales; Pleosporaceae. Gene Ontology annotation, cellular component: mitochondrion.
AUGAUCCGCAUUACUGGCCUCCGGGCUAGAUUCGUCGUCUUUGCCCUAGUCGUAUUCGCCCUCUGUUCAUUCAUUCUAGUAGGACCCUACAAGGUGACACCAGCACACCUAGCAUCGCCAUCGACCGAGAAGAAACUAGGCCGUACCAGUGAAGCUGUGCUCACAGGACAUGCCAUCGCGCCAAAACUAGAGAAUGCGACGGCGAAGGCAGAACUCGGUCGCGCCGCGUGGAAAGUCCUACACACAACGUUCGCUCGUUUCCCCGAAAGCCCUACAGACGAGGAGCAAGAGGCGCUGCGGUCAUAUGUACACCUGUUCCAACGCCUAUACCCCUGCGGAGAAUGCGCAGAGCACUUCGGACAAGUACUUGCCAAGUACCCUCCCCAGGUCUCGUCACGGACAGCGGCUGCCAUGUGGGGUUGCUACGUACAUAACAUUGUCAACAAGCGGCUGGGGAAGCCGGAGUUCAACUGCGAAGACAUAGGCGACGCGUAUGAUUGCGGUUGUGGAGACGACGAUCCGACAUCGAACAAAGACACAGCUGCAUAA